UGCCGCUCCUGCGCGCGCCCCCCCACCCUGUGCGCGCCCCCGCCGCCACUCACUUCCGGCCCACGCGCGCCGCGCCCCCGUCGGCCACGUGACCUUACCCAAGCUAAUCGCGGGGCCGCGCGCCGGCCCGCGGGAAGUGCCGCGCAAGCACGGGCCAAUGGGCUCGCGCCCCGCCCCUCCGCUGGGCGGUGCCGGCCAAUGGGAGCGCGGGGCGGCGGCGUUUGAAAAGCGCCCCAGGAAAAGGGGCGGGGGAGGAACCAACGGCCGCUGGGGGGGCGAGGGAGGGGGGGGGGGCGUGGAGGGCCCGUCAUGGCGCACAAACAGAUCUACUACUCCGACAAGUACGACGACGAGGAGUUCGAGUACCGGCACGUGAUGCUGCCCAAGGACAUCGCCAAGCUGGUGCCCAAGACCCACCUGCUGUCGGAGUCGGAGUGGCGGAACCUGGGGGUGCAGCAGAGCCAGGGCUGGGUGCACUACAUGAUCCACGAGCCAGGUGAGCCCCGCGGGGGGGCGGGGAGCGCCCGGAGGGCCCGGCCUGACCGCCCCUCUCCCCCCGCAGAACCCCACAUCCUGCUCUUCCGACGGCCGCUGCCCAAGAAGCCGGAAAAGUGAGCGGUCCCCGCUCUGCCGGAGCUCCCAGCCCGUUCGAGCUGGGAAAGCACCUUCCUCCUCCUCCUUCUCGGCGUUCCUGGGGGGCUUCACCCCCUGGCCCUUGGUGCCGCCUGGGCGCCGCCGUGGCGACUCGGCGCCGGUGCCGGGGGUUUUUCCUGUUGCGAGGCCUCCGAAGCUUCAAUAAAGUGAUGUUUUUGGGA
Messenger RNA from Pseudopipra pipra, 815 nucleotides. It is a transcript of the gene CKS1B, whose product is annotated as CDC28 protein kinase regulatory subunit 1B. NCBI's taxonomy places the organism in Eukaryota, Metazoa, Chordata, Aves, Passeriformes, Pipridae. The transcript is spliced from 2 exons. The record is from RefSeq and is a predicted model, not a curated record. Gene Ontology annotation, biological process: regulation of mitotic cell cycle. Bases 310 to 615 code for a protein of 101 amino acids. Gene Ontology annotation, molecular function: protein kinase binding; cyclin-dependent protein serine/threonine kinase activator activity; histone binding. Gene Ontology annotation, cellular component: SCF ubiquitin ligase complex; cyclin-dependent protein kinase holoenzyme complex.